Exserohilum turcica Et28A is the source of this 3220-nucleotide messenger RNA. RefSeq lists its product as uncharacterized. The record is from RefSeq and is a predicted model, not a curated record. Bases 104 to 2992 code for a protein of 962 amino acids. NCBI's taxonomy places the organism in Eukaryota, Fungi, Ascomycota, Dothideomycetes, Pleosporales, Pleosporaceae. The transcript has 7 exons.
UCUUGAGGCACGAUACUCAAGACAACGCUCAAUCCAAAGCAUCCUCUUUCGACGACAUCAUUUCUCGUGGAUCUCGAUCUGUAUCCGAGAAGGCACUGUCACCAUGAGCUAUAACACCGUUUGCGGGUGUUAUAUCUACAAUCCAAAGGCUCAAACACGCACCUACUUGCCGCAGAUCAAGCUUGAUGCUCACACAACAAUAUUGUCAACAGCAUCUCGCACGGUGCUGACGCAAACAUUUGUCAACCAAUCAAAAGAGUCGUUGGAUGAGAUUAGGUAUGCCUUUCCAUUGUACGAUGGCGUUAGUGUCGUCGACUUCUACUGCCAGGUCGGGGAGCGCACAAUCUAUGGCCUGGUAAAAGAGAAGAGCCAAGCCAAGAAGACUUACAACGAGGCCAAAGAACGAGGCAAAAACGCUGCUUUACUGGAACAACUGCCUGAUGCCGCGGAUGUCUUUACAACUACCAUCAGCAAUAUUGGGGCAGGCUCAUCUGUCCGCAUGACUGUCAAAUAUGUACAGGAGCUGAAGCACGAUGCUGAGGUCGAUGGAGUCCGUCUUACCAUUCCUACAGCGAUUGCCCCGCGGUACGGCGGAUAUCCUGGGGAUUUACAGAAAACAAACACAGCCAUUGACUCAAAGGGAAUGUCAAUCACAGUUGACGUCAGCAUGGCCGAAGGCAUUCCAGUCAAGAAGAUCAUCUCUCCUUCUCACCCUAUACAGGUCACCCUCGGUUCAUUAUCGACCAGUACUGCUGAUGAAGACCCGUCUCUCUCUAGAGGCUCAGCCUCGCUUGCCCUCGAUACCGCGGAGCUCGAAAAGGAUUUUGUUCUUCAAGUGGUUGCAAAAGAUGUCGGCGUCCCUCAAGCAAUCUUGGAAACACACCCAACGCUGCCAAACCAGCGCGCAUUGAUGACGACAUUGGUACCCAAGUUCAACAUCAAGUCGCAGAAGCCAGAGAUUUUUCUCAUUGCAGACCGCUCUGGUAGCAUUUGUCAUCAGAUUCCAACUCUCGUGGCAGCGCUCAAGGUGUUUUUGAAGUCGAUACCCCUCGGCUGCACGUUCAACAUCUGCUCUUUUGGAAACACACACGAGUUUCUUUGGAACAAGAGCCAAAUCUACGACGAAGAUACGCUAGAGAGGGCUAUAAACCACGUUAAUACCUUCGCUGCCGAUUUCGGCGGAACAGAAACGCUUAGUGCUCUUCAAGCAUGCUUUAAAGCGCGAAGUACCGACAGCCCAACGGAGCUCAUAUUACUCACCGAUGGCGACAUUUGGUCUCAAGAAAAUGUUUUCGAGGUCGUAUCCCAGGAGGCCAAGAAGGGUGAUGUUCGUGUCUUCGCCUUGGGAAUUGGUGAUGGCGUAUCUAGUUCCCUGAUUGAGGGAAUUGCAAGGGCAGGACGAGGCUUUGCUCAGAUGGUCGCUGAUAAUGAGAAGCUGGACAGCAAGAUUGUCCGGAUGCUGAAAGGAGCUCUCACCCCGCACGUAAAUGACUAUCGUCUGGAUAUCAAAUACGAAGAUGACAGCAUCGACAGUGUGGCCGACAGUCUUCGUGUACACUUGGAGAUGAGUGACUCGGGCAAUAAGACCAAGGGCGAAAAGGAGACCGAGAAAAAGCCCAUUUCACUGUACGAUCCUGAAGCCAAGGAGGGACAUCCCAAGGACGACGAGGACGAUGGGUUCAUGAAUUGCCCAGAACUCAAGCGUCCGGCACCAUUGCAAACACCUCACGAGAUCCCGGCCCUUUUCCCAUUCCACCGCACUUGCGUCUACUUGCUCAUGGCUCCCGAGUCCUCCCAUCUCAACCCCAAAAGCGUGAUUCUAAGGGGCACCUCCCCACAAGGCCCCUUGGAAGUUGAAAUCCCUGUCCAACAGCGCCAGGAGCCUGACGAGAUGAUUCACCAGCUGGCUGCACGGAAAGCACAGCAAGAGCUCGAAGAAGGCCACGGCUGGAUUUCCGACGCUACCUUGGACGAUACCGGUGUACUGUUGAGAGAAAAGCAUCCAACUGCAUACGCCAUGUUAAAGAGACGCGAAGCCGUUCGUCUGGGCGUCGAGUUCCAAGUUGGCGGGAAAUUCUGCUCCUUUGUGGCCGUCGAAGCCAACGAAGCCGAGAUAGCGAAGAGGCGGCAAAAAGCCCUCUCGUCAACCAUGAGCGGAUCGACCAGCCAAGACGAAGAAGACUGGGAAGUCAUUGAAAACCUUCAUUCGAGCGGCUCCCGUGUAAGGGGAUCUAUGACGGGCCUCGGAUUCGGCAGGGGAGGUGGUAUGGGCAGAGCAGCCGCGAUGGGCGGCUUCCGAAGCGGUUUUGCAAAGUUUACGGCCGCGGUAUCGGAACAAGCGCAAGAAGAGAAAGAGGAAUCUGACGAGGAAAUGGGCUUUGGGCUAUUCGACGAUGAUGAUGGCGCCAGCAUACCUUCCGCUUAUGCACAACCACCAACACUAUUGGCAUCCGCAGCACCAUAUUCGCCCGCGUCACCAGGUUAUUCGGCUGCUUCGCCCGUGCAGUCCCCUGGCUCAGCACGAGGAAACGCACUCGGCUCGCCGAUAUAUGCGUCUGCUUCACUAGCAUCAGCACCAGCACCAGCAGGGAUAAAUAGCCAACACUUCGCUCGCGGGGGAACAGAACGCGAAGAGAAAAAAGAUGAAGAACCACUCCUCAACCGCAUAAUCUCGCACCAAUCCUUCGCCGGCUCCUGGUCUCAGAGCUCCACUUUCCCCUUCCACGACCUGCACCUCGACGCUGCUGCCGUGGCCUCCGCCGCCCGCGGCUUCGCAGCCGAUGCAGCCAUCGCAGCGGGGGAUGUGAGUGAUGCAGAGCGCAUCUUGGCCACGGCGGUGAUUAUCCUGUUUCUCGAGAGGAAAAUGGCAGACGACGAGGAGACGUGGGAGUUGGUGGUUGAGAAGGCGAGGGCGUGGCUUGGAGAUAAGGUAGUGGAUGAGAAGGGGUUGGACGAGGUGUGGCGGGUUGCUGGGGAGUUGGUCGGGGCGUAGUUUUUCUUUCUCUCCUGUCUUCUGGAGUAAGCGAGUAUCUUUCCUUAGUGUUGCUUUGGACAUGGAUCUGGACGCUCAACUGGACAGUUUUGUCCAAAGAUAAGUAAGUACUUACAUGAUUUCACGAGCACGGUGUGAAAAGUAUGCGUAACCAACCACAACUUCACGCGUGCUCAUUUCUCUACAAUGCAUGUGUAAAAUAACUCAGACUUUACAAUAUACUAUCAC